Molecule: messenger RNA, 2879 nt
Organism: Drosophila eugracilis
Lineage: Eukaryota; Metazoa; Arthropoda; Insecta; Diptera; Drosophilidae
Product: leucine-rich repeat-containing protein 15
Cellular component (GO): extracellular matrix
Molecular function (GO): protein binding
Source: RefSeq, a predicted model, not a curated record
GGGCAAUCGGUCACAAAAUUGUGCCUCUAUUGUGGGUGAUUUUAUAUGGCGCCUUCGGGUUUAUGGCACUUGAUUUAUUUCAUUAGGUUUAUUGGUCAUUCGGACGCUAAAUGUUUAAGAUAUUCAAAGGUUGUUUUACCUAUUUCGAUGCACUGAUGACGACAUCGGUAAUGGGUUGAGUGAUAUAAGUGCAAAAUGAGCUAAUUGCCAUUAAAACAGGCCAGUUUAUUGCCAAGCGCUUCUGAACAUCUCUUUUUUUUUUGUUAAGGCGGAAACGUUAUAAAAUAUUGUAGAAUAAUAAUAUUCACGAUUAAGAAUAUAUAUAGAGUGAGAGAUGUCUGUAUUUGCUAUCCAAGCUGAAAAACAAGUUUGCAAUCGCUAAACGUUGACAGAUCAUACGUAAUCAGAUUUUAUGAUCUGAUUUAUAAGUUAAUUAUAUAGCAAAUGCAGUCUAAUACAUUAUAAACUUUCAUGAUAAAGUUAGUAGGUAAAUGAAAUAUAGAUUACGUCUUGAGAUAGUUCAAGAUGAUUCAUUCUGAUUCAACGAUGCACUUGUAAAAUGUUUACUUUAAUGAUUGUAUCUCUAUCUUGUACCUAAGGGUACCUAAAGUUUACCAUUUCUGUAAGCCAAACUAUAAUCAGUAACACCAUCUAGACUCCAGAGACCUUCGCCUGUCUAACAGAUGACAAUCUAAUGUUUAUCAAACACGGGCCAGACCCAACGUAGCCUGACUUGGCAUACUUUUGGAAUGGAUGUAUAGUACACCGUCCACAACAAACAGUUCCAUAUCAGCUGACACAACUGGUGCCAUAAACUAUAAACUAUAUAACGUGGGGCGACUCGCUCUGAGAGUCGUUCUGAAGUGGCAAAACGAGAGAACGUGCUUAUCACUCGGGCAUUAUGCCAAAUGUCUGAAAACAGAGCGUAGAAAUAAAGCCACACUGCCAAUAUUCAUUGAGAGGAAUCAUAAAAUUUUAUUAGCCCAAAAUCGAACGGGGAGAGUUUCAAAUAAUAAAAAAAAAGAAGAAAUAAUUAAAUGCAAAGAAAACAAACAAACACUUAAUGAAGACCUGUUCGACUCGUGUAGGGUUGCUUUUGAAGGUUGUGUUCUGGUUUUGUAUUAAAAUGCCCCUCCAAGCCAGUUAUAAGCUCAGUCCAUUUUAGCCAAGAUGCUGAUGCUAAACUAUCUUAACUAUAUUUUGAUCGCACUGAUCAGUCGGGUGGUCUGUGAGUCACAAAAACUAGAGGAAGUUACAGUUAAAACUUUGGAUUGCCGGGAAAAUACUUGCACGAACUUGGAUUACCCUAAUAUUUCGGAGGUGGCCUUCUUGUCAGCAGAAGUGACUAAGAAUUUGAAGGGCUACGAAUCUCUCAUACUCCACAGUUCCAGCUUGGCCAAUCUGCCCAGAAACAUCUUUGUAAACCUUCCUCAACUUGUGGAGUUCGAUGUCUUAGAGUGUCAGCUUCAAAGUAUUGAAAAAGAAUGCUUUGAUGGUGGCAAGAACUUGAAAAGACUCAAUCUGGGAGGCAAUAACCUUAAAAUUUUGGAUAGAAACACCUUUAAACUGGCCACAGAGUUGGAGGAGCUCAACUUGUCUGACAAUCAGUUGGAGGAUCUGUCCACCACAAUAUUCCUGCCUCUAAAGAAGCUUCUCAAAAUCAACUUAUCCAACAAUCAGCUAAUGCAAAUUUCCCAAAAUACCUUUUCACAAUUAAGAUCUCUAAAAUCCAUAAAUCUGAACAGCAAUCAGCUGAGGGAAUUGGCUGCCGAGCUAUUCAGAGAUCAGCGAAAACAUUUGUCAGAAUUCUCAGCCAGAAAUAAUCAACUUGAGCGGAUUCCUUCGAAUAUAUUUUCAGAAGUAGAACUUCUAACACUAUCCUUCAAUCCUCAGUUAAGAAGUUUGCAUCUAACAGCCAAAAUCGAUGAGCUGCAGGCUACCAACUGCGGCUUGGAAACAGUCAAGUUGGAUGGCCGAGUUCUUGGUGUCCAACUGGAGGAUAAUCUAAGUCUGAAUGAGUUGAAAAUAUCCCAGCCUGAGGAUCUAGAGCAACUCUAUCUGGCCAAUACCAAUCUGUCCCGACUUGACUUUCUGUCCAAGGCCAGUAAAUUAGUUGACCUGGAUUUGACGGGCAUUGAGAAUCUCUUGGAUUUGCCUAAGAUUUCCUCAGCCAGGGGAUUGGAAAGAUUGAGUUUUACUUAUGAUAACUUAACAUCGGACCAUAUGGACAUGUUGCCUCAAUUAAAAGAUCUCAACUACUUGGAAAUAUCACAUGACAAGGGGAGGGAGAUAUAUAUAAAGGACCUGGAUGAAGAUUUCUUUGUGGAGGAAGCAGAACUUAAUUGCGGGCAAUUGGCGGAUCUGUUGGAGUUCGUUGAACUGCCCAAGGACACUACUAUCUUAGAAGAUCGAUUGGUUGGAGAUCCCCGAAUGCCGUUGAGAUGUGGAACUACGUAGUUCUAGAUUUAAAUGGUGUUAAGUUUGUAGAAAUGAAAUAGGUUAUAUAAAUUAAGUUAAAGAAGGAUUAAAACUGAAAAAGCAGACAUGAAACCAAAUAGAAAUAUGCAAGAAGUUUUACAUUUUUGUUAAUUAGGUCCCCAGAAGAGUUUGUAAGCCUUGUAACAAAACAAGUACUUACAAUGCAUCUUCGUUAAAAAUGAUUUAAAACAGCAAAUGAAGCUUUCUGUUUACAAAUCAUUUAUCAACGCCUUACAAAUCGAAGCCCCUUGCAAGUUUUCCUGUUUAUUUUUGCCGCCUGUCUCGGCAAUUGUUUUCGGUUUGCAAAUAUUGCAACCAUUGUUAAAAAACAAUUUGUCUCGAACUUCGAUACCAGCUAUCUUGCGUUUUUCGCUGCGAAACGAUUUCACUGAUCGCCGCUG